AUGGAAGCAGACUUGAGGGAGAUUUGGGCUGACCGAAUUAGAUACAACAACUUUGUCUUCAAGGCAACUAUUUCUGCAGACCCAAUAUUAAAUGCAAAAGAUUGCAUUAAUGUUGUAGUCAUAUAUGAGGACUACUGUAGGUUGGCUUUUAUUAGACUCAACAAAUUAAAGACACUACAUGGACUUAUGUUGACAACUUAUGUUGACAAUAGGUGGACGUUAAUACGAGAAGUUGUUCACACUGAAGAUAAGUUCUAUGCUAUGAAUCGAUGGAGCCAGCUUUUGUCUUUUGAUAUUACGGCUCAGUCCAACUUAAAUGUGAAAUUGGUUGGACACAAGAUUUCAGGAACGAAGUUUAUGCAGAGAUAUCUCGUGUAUUCAACUGAGAAGAAAUUGUUGAUGGUUGAUAGGUAUUGUUUCUACGAAAAAGUAGAUGGAUUUUCCAAACGGGUGACAAAGGAAUUCAAAGUCUUUUAUUUCAAUUUCGAUCGGUGUGAGUGGACUGAGAAGAAAACACUCGGUGAUGUUGCUCUCUUCAUUGGUGAUAACUCUUCUAUCUCUGUUUUGGCUUCAAAUUUUUCAGGGUGCAAGCCAAAUUGCAUAUACUUCAACCACGAUUGCGAUCGCAUAGGGAAAGAUUUCAAACAUUACAACUUUGCUGUGUAUAACGUGGAAACUGGAAUUGUCUCACAACCUUAUGCAAAAUAUGCUAAUACCUUAGUGAAUAUGGCCAAUCGACCUUGUAUCUGGAUUGUACCAACUUUUCAAGCAAGCGACUGA
This is a messenger RNA of Rosa chinensis, 780 nucleotides long. RefSeq lists its product as uncharacterized. The coding region runs from base 1 to 780 and encodes 259 amino acids. Lineage: Eukaryota; Viridiplantae; Streptophyta; Magnoliopsida; Rosales; Rosaceae. The transcript has a single exon. The record is from RefSeq and is a predicted model, not a curated record.